CUACUUUUUGUUCUUCCAUUCCUGUCAGCUAAACCUGCUUGAUAUUCUUCCUGAUGUGUAGAAGGAAUUACAAGUAGAAAGUACAUGAAAGGAUUUUUCAAACCUAUAGAGUCUUUUUCCCACUUUUGAAUUAGUGCUUAUCUUGCCAAGAAAAAUAAAUGCAGAUGUUGGACCAUGUCAGAAAUAUUUUCAAGAGAAUGGAUUGUUUCCUACAGAAUGGUGAUGUGGCUUCUGAUUCUGGUGGCGUAUUUGUUUCAAAGAAAUGUGAAUUCAGGACAUAUGCCAACUAAAGCUGUGGACCCAGAAGCAUUCAUGAAUAUUAGUGAAAUAAUUCAACAUCAAGGUUAUUCCUGUGAGGAGUAUGAAGUCACAACAGAAGAUGGGUAUAUCCUUUCCCUUAACAGAAUUCCUCAAGGCCUAAUGCAACCUAAGCCAACAGGUUCCAGACCUGUGGUGUUACUACAGCAUGGACUCCUUGGAGAUGCCAGUAACUGGAUUUCCAACCUACCCAACAACAGCCUGGGCUUCAUUCUGGCAGAUGCUGGUUAUGACGUGUGGAUGGGGAACAGUAGAGGAAACACCUGGUCUCGGAAACACAAAACUCUCUCCAUAGACCAAGAUGAGUUCUGGGCUUUCAGUUAUGAUGAGAUGGCUAGGUUUGACCUUCCUGCAGUGAUAAACUUUAUUUUGCAGAAAACGGGCCAGGAAAAGAUCUAUUAUGUCGGCUAUUCUCAGGGCACCACCAUGGGCUUCAUUGCAUUUUCCACCAUGCCUGAGCUGGCUCAGAAAAUUAAAAUGUAUUUUGCUCUAGCUCCUAUUGCCACUGUCAAAUAUGCAAAAAGCCCUGGAACCAAAUUUUUGUUGCUGCCAGAUAUGAUGAUCAAGGGAUUGUUUGGAAAAAAAGAAUUCCUGCACCAGAACAGAAUUCUCAGACAGUUUGUGAUUUACCUUUGUGGCCAGGUGAUAAUUGACCAGAUUUGUAGCAAUAUCAUGUUGCUUCUGGGUGGAUUUAAUUCAAACAAUAUGAACAUGAGCCGAGCCAAUGUGUACGUGGCCCAUACACCUGCUGGAACUUCUGUGCAAAAUAUCCUACACUGGAGCCAGGCAGUAAAUUCUGGAGAACUACGGGCAUUUGAUUGGGGAAGUGAGACCAAGAAUCUGGAGAAAAGCAAUCAGCCCACUCCUUUAAGGUACAAAGUUAGAGAUAUGAUGGUUCCUACAGCAAUGUGGACUGGUGGUCAGGACUGGCUAUCAAAUCCCGACGAUGUGAAAACACUGCUUUCAGAAGUGACCAACCUCAUCUACCAUAAGAACAUUCCUGAAUGGGCUCACGUGGAUUUCAUCUGGGGUUUGGAUGCUCCUAACCGUUUGUACAAUGAAAUCAUACAUCUGAUGAAGCAGGAAGACAUUGGCCUUUCUCAGGAAACGUGUAAGGUUAGACUGUGAAGCAUCUAAAACUGCAAGUCUUAGGAAGACCCUGA
Messenger RNA from Chrysochloris asiatica (Cape golden mole), 1481 nucleotides. It is a transcript of the gene LIPM, whose product is annotated as lipase, family member M. Bases 175 to 1446 code for a protein of 423 amino acids. The record is from RefSeq and is a predicted model, not a curated record. The transcript is spliced from 9 exons. Gene Ontology annotation, molecular function: hydrolase activity, acting on ester bonds. Lineage: Eukaryota; Metazoa; Chordata; Mammalia; Afrosoricida; Chrysochloridae.